This is a messenger RNA of Mycena indigotica, 2340 nucleotides long. Its product is annotated as Phosphoribosylformylglycinamidine cyclo-ligase. Gene Ontology annotation, biological process: adenine biosynthetic process; 'de novo' IMP biosynthetic process. Gene Ontology annotation, molecular function: ATP binding; phosphoribosylformylglycinamidine cyclo-ligase activity; metal ion binding. The record is from RefSeq and is a predicted model, not a curated record. NCBI's taxonomy places the organism in Eukaryota, Fungi, Basidiomycota, Agaricomycetes, Agaricales, Mycenaceae. The coding region runs from base 1 to 2340 and encodes 779 amino acids. The transcript is spliced from 10 exons. Gene Ontology annotation, cellular component: cytosol.
AUGCGGAUUCUGCUUCUUGGCAGCGGCGGGAGAGAACACGCCCUCGCUUGGAAACUUUCCCAUUCAUCGCUUGUAAAACACGUCUAUGUCUGUCCAGGCAAUGGUGGCACAUCCCAGCUCCCAAAAACGUCCAACAUAUCGCUCAAUCCAUCCGAUUUUCCUGCUCUUGUUGCUUUCGCCCUCGAAAAUCAGGUAACUCUGCUCGUUCCCGGACCGGAGCAGCCGCUCGUCGAUGGGGUCGAGACCCAUUUUCGCAAAGUCGGAAUACCCGUCUUCGGUCCAAGUGCACUCGCAGCCCGAAUGGAGGGCUCUAAGGCGUUUUCCAAGGACUUUAUGGCCCGCCAUUCCAUACCAACUGCCAAAUACAAAGUUUUCUCUUCAUCGCAAUUCGACGCUGCAGUCGAUUACGUCAAGACGUGCGGUCAUCCAGUUGUUCUCAAGGCAGAUGGGCUUGCUGCAGGCAAAGGCGUUCUGAUUCCGGAGACCAUCGAAGAGGCAGUAAAAGGGCUGAAAGAGCUAAUGGUUGACAGUUUGUUUGGAAGUGCAGGAGAUCAAGUUGUGAUUGAAGAGCUAUUAAUCGGUUCUGAGGUCUCAGUGCUAGCAUUUUCAGACGGAUACUCGAUAUUUCCUUUGCCUGCAGCUCAGGAUCACAAACGAAUUGGUGAUGGAGAUAUAGGACCAAACACCGGCGGAAUGGGUGCUUAUGCCCCUGCACCCGUAGCCACUCCCGCAAUUACACAACAAAUUCUCUCAGAAGCUCUUCAGCCGACAAUCGAUGGCAUGAGACGAGACGGUUUUCCAUUCGUCGGAAUGUUGUUCACUGGGUUUAUGCUGACAGUAGAUGGCCCAAAGGUGUUGGAGUACAACGUUCGUUUCGGAGAUCCCGAGACUGAAGCAUUAAUGUUGCUACUAUCUGAAGACUGUGAUCUGGCUGCUAUCCUUUUGGCCUGUGCAGAGCACCGUCUUGACUCUGUCAAAUUGACGAUCCGACCAGGUUAUGCGGUCUCGGUAGUUCUUGCGUCUGCUGGAUAUCCAGGGUCGUAUCAAAAGGGCAAAGUCAUUGACUUGACUGCUGUGCCUACAAAUGCCGUUGUUUUCCAUGCAGGCACUUCGUCCUCUGAAGGCCAAGUUCUCACCGCCGGCGGUCGCGUAUUAGCAGUAUCUGCUCAUGCUUUGACCUUGCAGGAGGCAUUGGACAUAGCUUAUGCAGCUGUGGACAAAAUCUCAUUUGAAGGCAAAACAUACCGACGAGACAUUGGUCAUCGAGCAUUAAAACCACCGACCGAGCAGACAGGUUUAACUUAUGCGCAAGCAGGUGUUUCGGUCGACGCUGGGAACCUUCUCGUCGAAACGAUCAAGCCCUAUGUCCGCUCUACUCGCCGGCCCGGUGCUGAUGGUGAAAUCGGUGGCUUUGGAGGCGUCUUCGACCUGCACGCUGCCGGGUAUCUUGAUCCAGUCCUGGUCAGUGGAACAGAUGGAGUUGGGACCAAAUUGCGGGUCGCUGUUGAUGUCGGCAUCCACGAUUGUGUUGGCAUUGACCUUGUGGCCAUGUCGGUCAACGAUCUACUUGUGCAAGGCGCCGAGCCGUUGUAUUUCCUGGAUUAUUACGGGUGCAGCAAGCUUGAUGUCUCUGUUGCUUCCCAAGUAGUGAAAGGAAUCGCGGAGGGAUGCCGACAAGCGGGAUGCGCUCUCAUUGGCGGAGAGACUGCUGAAAUGCCCGGAAUGUAUCAAGAAGCAGGGGACUACGACCUCGCCGGCUUUGCUGUCGGUGCCGUUGAGCGAUUGUCGAUCCUGCCGAAGCGCAACAUCAUGGCGGGGGACAUCGUGCUCGGAAUCGAGUCGUCUGGACUGCACUCGAAUGGCUUCUCCCUCGUCCGCAAAAUCAUCUCACGAACAGGUCUGGCGUACUCCGCGCCAUGUCCUUGGGAUGAACAAAUGACGCUGGGCCGCGCGCUUCUCGAGCCGACACGGAUCUAUGUCAAACAAGUGUUACCUGCUGCAAAAGCAGGGCUGUUAAAGGGCAUGGCCCACAUCACUGGUGGCGGGUUCAUCGAGAACAUACCAAGGGUUCUCCCGCCUGAUUUGGGAUGUGUUGUCGAUGCUGCAACAUGGCAACUUCCGCCAGUGUUUCGGUUCCUCAUGGAGCGCGGUGGAGUUGCACCGCUGGAAAUGGCGCGGACAUUCAACAACGGCCUGGGGCUGGUCUGCAUUGUCAGUCACAAGGACGUCGAUGUUGCGCUUGAUGCGUUGGAGCGGAACGGCAGCGCCAAGGUGUUCAAGAUCGGCGAGGUCGUUGCCAAGCCCGGCGUGGAAAUGCGGAAUCUCGAGAGGUGGUCUUGA